UUUAGCUCCUAGUCCCCGGCGCGGGUGCCCCUGCUCGACCUCCCCGUCCGCGGCGCUGUUGCCGCCGCCGCCGCCAGCGGCAUGGGCGGCAAGCAGAGCACGGCGGGCGCAACGGCCACGGGGCGCUCCCGGGGCGGGCCCUUGGCCGGCGUGUCGAGCGACGACAGCGCGGUGCCGCCGCCCGGGGGAGCCCCCCACUUCGGGCACUACCGGGGCGCGGGCGGCGGCGGAGGGCCCGCCAUGGGCUUGCGCAGCCGCUCCGUCAGCUCCGUGGCCGGCGUGGGCGUAGGGCUGGGCAUGGAGCCCGCCGCGGCCGGCAGCGUCCCCUUCGGCCUCUACACGGCGGCGGCUGCAGCGGGGGCCACGACGACGACAGCCGCGGCGGGAGCAGACUCGGAGCGGGGUCCCGGCGGCGGGUCGGGCGCGGACUCUACCCCUUACGCCCAUGGCAACGGUUUCCAGGAGACGGGAGGCGGUCACCACAGAGACGGGAUGCUCUACCUGGGGUCCAGGGCCUCGCUGGCUGAUGCGCUGCCUCUGCACAUCGGACCCCGGUGGUUCAGCUCGCACAGCGGUUUCAAGUGCCCCAUUUGUUCCAAAUCCGUGGCUUCCGACGAAAUGGAAAUGCACUUUAUCAUGUGUCUGAGCAAGCCCCGCCUCUCCUACAAUGAUGAUGUCCUAACAAAGGAUGCAGGCGAGUGUGUCAUCUGCCUGGAGGAACUCCUGCAGGGGGACACGAUAGCCCGGCUGCCCUGCCUGUGCAUUUACCAUAAAAGUUGUAUAGAUUCCUGGUUUGAAGUGAACAGAUCCUGCCCAGAACACCCUUCGGAUUGACCCUGGCAACGCUUGCUGACCUCUCCCAAGGUCGUCCCGCCAUCCAUCCCCACCCCACCCAACCUCCUCUGAGCAGGCUCUGGACCGCACUGGGAUGACAGUGGGGCGAGGGGCUUGUGUUAACUUCUCAACUUAAAAGGGCAGACAAGAACCCACCCCAAGAGAAGCUGCUGCCCUUGCAGGGCUACACCUCGGCAGCCGCCAGCCUGGGUCGAGAGGAGUGCCCGGUGCCAGAGCCGGCGGCCGUCGCCCAGUGGCGCCAUGAUGUUUGGGCCAGACCUGGUUGCUAGCCAAACGGAGCAUGAGAGAGUCACCCACCAUUUGACAAGGACUCGGCCCUUCCUGCCAUACGCGGGUCACACUUUUGCACUGAAAAGGUGAUUUCCCAGCCCCCCUCCCCUUCUCCUUUUCACCUCCACCCCUUGGAAAAGGAAGAGGAAACAACAGACCCCCCCCCCACGCCUGCCCCCUACCCUCAUCCUGCGGAGGAAAGGGCAUUUUCUGUCACGUUUUUGAAGGCGUCGUAGGUUUGUCUUUCAAGUGUUUACAAAACAGCCAUUUCGUGUCAACUGAUGUGUGUUCCUGGUGAUGUUUACAAGACUGCGUCCUCUUGGCCUCCUGGCUCGAGCCACUCCGGCAGUUGAGGAGCCAAAUUUCCCGAGACCCUUCUCUUCUCCCUCCUGCCUCACCUAGGGACACCCCCCACCUUCAUUGCCAAAAGUCCCCUGGUUUCCCCUUCCUCCCUUCCCUCCCUCCUCUCAGUAAGUCUUGGUUUGAACUCCUGACUCUGGGGCACCUUCAGGGGCAUAUUCUGAAGGGCUGUUUGCCACUCACAAGUGUCCUGCUAAGAUGCCUGAACCUUUCUCAGCCCUGUGUGGAAAACAAAAAACAACCGAUUUUUAUUAAAACACACACACACACACAAAUGCGCGCACACAGACACACACACACACUCCUCCCUGAUCCACAUUUGAGCACGAAGCGGAGACCGCCUCAGCCAUGGGAAAAAAAGCCCCUGCCCCGGUGACCUCCAUCCAAGCAGGAAAAGGUAUCUGUAUUUAUAUAGUAAAAAAUUUAAAAAAAUAAAAAAAUAAAAAAAAUAUUCAAAGCUUGGGAAGGGAAGCUUCCCCUAUUAGUCAAGGUGUUUUGAUAUGGUAUUAAAUAAUGUUCAAUAAAAUAGUCACUGUUAUUUUA
Podarcis raffonei (Aeolian wall lizard) is the source of this 2028-nucleotide messenger RNA. RefSeq names its product zinc and ring finger 1 (gene ZNRF1). The coding region runs from base 82 to 834 and encodes 250 amino acids. NCBI's taxonomy places the organism in Eukaryota, Metazoa, Chordata, Lepidosauria, Squamata, Lacertidae. The transcript is spliced from 5 exons. The record is from RefSeq and is a predicted model, not a curated record.